AUGAGGCAGCGCACUCGCUUUGAGGCAGGGCAGGUGUAUGUUGUCUUCGGCAGCUUGGCACCAGUGUGGCACCCGGAGACAAGAGAAUGGAUGGGCCAGCUCCCACGUCGGACCCCUUUUGCGGGGGCCGUGAAGAUUGCUGGCCAGAGACCAGCCCACCGGGAAUACCGUGUUGCUGAAUUAUAUGCCGGGGCUAUGGGUGGAUGGGCAACAGCUGCUAAGGAACUUCCUCAGUGGACAGUCGAGGUGUCUGUUGAGUGUGACAAGCAGGCGGCCUCCACAUACUGCCUUAAUCAUCCUUGCUUGGUGUGCCACGAUCCUGGAGACUUGAUUCAGAGGCCUGAUACAAGGCCCCUUCUCGCUCUGGGUGAAAUUGAGAAUCUGUUGUGGACAAACUUGUUGAACUUGGUGGAUGUGAAUGUUUUUACCAUUUCCUCCCCAUGCCAGAGUUGGUCCAACAUUGGCUCGCGAUCCGGCACAGCAUCACCGAAUGGCCGUACAUUGAUGCAUGCUGUGCAACUUUGCCGCCUGUUGCAACCCUCCGUGGUCCUCUUUGAGCAGGUGGCUGGUUUCCGUCAGCAUGAUGAGUUUGAUCAGUUCAUGCAAGCAAUGCAAGAAGCAGGUUUCAGGGUGGCUACCAGUGGGGUGCAUGAUCUGGAAUUGAUUUCAUACACUACCAGGCGGCGGUGGCUGGCAGUGUUUGUGAACACCCUACAUGUUCACAGGUGGGACAUCCUCGGCAAGUGGCUGCACCCUGUGGUCAGAGCAUGCCCCACCUAUCAACCAGAGGAGCACUGCAUUGCCUUGUGGACAGAGGAACAAAGGAGUGUUGUCUCAAUCAAGGAGGCUGAGUUCCAGGUCCUCAAUGAUCCAGACUUGUUGCCUCGAUGGCAACGAGGUGCCCCAGGGGCACAAACAGGAGCCCUACCUUUCCGGGUGCAAGGCGCGGGCAUGACGCUCCCAACUAUCGUGGCCUCUUACAGGAAGUCUGUGGAGAUACCAAAGGACCAGCUUCUACCGGCAGGGCUCAUGUCGUGGAUUAUUCGAGAUGCCUACGGGGAUAUCAGGUGGAUGGGAAAGUUCGAGGCAGCAGUUGCGCUUGGUUUCCCAGCUACCAUGGCUCUUCCUCAAGAUGAACGAGUGGCCUUCCAAGCUGUGGGAAAUGCUAUAUCUCCCCUGCAGGCCCUCCUGGUCAUGACAGCAGCGCACAAUGCUUGCCAAGCUCAGCAGGCGGACCCUGGCGAGGACCUUUUCCAGCCUGCAGUGUCAGCGUUGCGCAGCCGCACCAACCCCAUGGAUACCUAUAUGAUCCGGGCCUUCGGCAUCCAUCAUGAAGCUGUGGUAUCGCGCCUCCAUAAUCCCCAGUAUGACCUUCGAUGCCCUCACUGCCGCCAGCAGACUUCACAGCCCUUGCUGUUGGCAUGCAUCGAAUGCUGUAUGGUUGCUUGCCACCGGUGCAUUUCGGAACAGUGCCUCCCCUCGCACUUUCAAGUGGUGCAAGCCAAGCGGCUCGAGGAUGAGGGCAAUGAGCUUCAAUCGGAACCGGUGUUGGCCGGGGCCGCAUUGUAUACUGCCGAGGAUUUGGACACGGGCUUCAUCCAUGAGGUCAAUUGCUUCCGGACGCCGGACUUGGGGGCGCUUGUUAUUCAUGAGGACCUCCACUCCCAGACCAGGUUCUUCCACAACCAAGAGAUGAUCCAAGACUACUACCGGCCAGAGCAUGGCACCCACGUGCACUUCAAGAGGUUCCUUCGCCAGGAUGAUGCCUGCCCCCUUUGCUUGACCUUCGGCAUGAACACGCAGCUCCGGAUAUGCCUGUCUUGCAAAAGGAUGGGCUGCAAGCUAUGCAUUGUGGAUAAAUGUGACAGGUGCACCAACGGCAAACUUACAUGCCGAUCCUGCCAUGAGAAAGCUGCUGACAGCAAACUACGAGCCUUGCACGAGGCAGUCACUUUGCAGGUGGAACAGGACACUGUUCCAAUCAUCCCAGCUUGGGACUGGACCCUUGUCUGUGACAUUGAAGCGGAGUGGCAACUCUUGACAGUGAUGUGCUUCCCUACGGGCAGGGCGACCAUCAAGAGAUCUCAGUAUUAUGAUGGUAGCCACAUCACCGCUACCAUUCGGGCCAUGGGGUAUCAAGUUGAGGAUGCCGUGCAAAUCUUUUGGGGUGACUCUACCACCCCCAACCUCCUUAAGGCCAUCGACUCCUACAUCAUGGUGAUCCCCACCUCCUACUUGGUCUCGGGCCUAAUUCCUGUCAUCUCUCGGAGCCCGACAGGAGAGAGCAUCCGGAUGGUGCGUCCGACACAAAGCGGAGAGGCCUGUCAACAUCAAGUGCUCUCCCCUGAUGAACGGGAUCGAGGCUUCGUUCUUGCCCACGGGGAGCACAACCUUGAGGGUGAAACGGUCUUCACUUUACGUGCUGGAGACACGAUCCGCAAAAUCCCUCCAUGGCGAGAACAAGAGAGAUUCCUUGAAGCACCCGAUGAGGGAAUGGAGGUACUUGAUGAAGUCAUGGAAGUCUCUCCGGUGGCGCAGAUCCCCACAUCUGGUUUGGGCGGGACUAUGCCAGGCACUAUCACCAAUUGGUGCGGAGUUGUUAUGCUGGACGGCCGCUUUCAGCCUCUCCCUCUUCCGUGGCCAGGCCAAACGUGGGCAGAUUGGGUCGCCCACCUCCCACUACCAGCAGUGGACCGACUAUGGGCUACAUGGAAUGGUCGGGUGAUUGACGCGCACUCCCCCCUCGAAGGACGUCCUAUUCUUCUUCGACUACAUGCCCGCUUGCCAGGCGGAGCCAAAGGAAGCAAUGCUCGAGGGGAUGCCACUUCCAGGAAAUUGGCCUCCCAUUUGGAAGCCAAGGGUGUCCCUAUCUCAGUGGCACCAGACAGGGCUGAGGCAAUCAUUGCUGCCGUCGGCCUGCCCGCUGUCCAAAGUGCCUAUGAAUCUACGGACCCUUGGCGAGCUCUCAAGACAGCUGUGGGCACCAAAAUCAGGAUGGUCAAGACUGAGGAGGUGAAAGCUUUCAAGCAGAAACCGGCAGCCUCAAGCGACAACCGAGGCCCAGACCCGUGGCAGCUUGCCGACCCAUGGCAACAAGAGCCCAAGCUACCCAAGGAAGGGCCCAAGGUGUGCAUUACUUUGGCGCACGGCCACUUCGUCGACCAAGGCGGUGAUCCUUUAGCCAUUCUUCAUCAGUUGGUCGCUGAAGGCAAGGGAGUGGCGCUCAGCAGUACUGAGGAGGUGCAAACUUUUGCGACGGCCAACUAUCUCUUGUCGGAAGAGGAACUGGGGGCUGUUGUGGUGGCACCACAGCAGCCGAAGACAGGUUCUUUGGAAUGCCGAGAGAUUUCUUUCCCUGCUAUGCAUGGAGAGGACAAAGUCUUGCUAAAGGGCUUCCUCAUUGAUUUCGGGCAAAAAAGGGUCCGCACCAAAGAGGCCGUGCACCGAGUGGACCUGGAGCCCCAGAACACAACAACCAUGGCCAUCGAGGUACGUAGGGAGUACCAGCAGAAUUGGGACAAUGUCGCCAAGAACCCCAUGAGAUUUGUCUGGUCGUGCAUUGAUGGUUUGCAAAGGAAUGUUGUGUCUACUUGGUCGCGAAAAUUCUUUUCUGGCCGUCGCGAGAGCAAGCCAGAUGUGGCCUCCACUUGGCACAUGUUCCUCAAGGUACCCGGAGACGCCAUCGAGCCCUUCCUCCGCCUCUCUGGAAGGUGCGGGAUCUUCAUCACGCCCAAGGCCAGCGAGACCAACAAUGUUGCAGGUCACUACAGGGUGAUCUGGCUGGAUCAUGCUGACCUCGAGAAGGCCCUCACACUCCAGAGAGCCCACCCAGAGAUCAUCGGCCUCGUUCGGGGCAGGGACACACUCGGUGUCAGAGUGAAGGUCGGGGAUUAUUCUGCUACAAGGGUGAAGCUUGAGCCAACAUGGUCUUCCCAGGGCCUCCUCACAGAUAUCGUCGUGGAACAGAAGUGGGUUGUGGCCCCGCUGCCCGCCCACUCAGACCGAGGCUCAUUGCAGCAGGCUCUUAUCAAGUUGCCUUGGCGAGCGGUACCUUUGAAGCAACUCUCCGCUACCACUUGGUUGGUAGGCAGCUCCCUUGCUGCCCCGCCCCCAACGGAUGUCAUCGAGAUUGGUGGUCAGCCGGUGCUCAUCACUAAGCAGACAGCCAAGGCCACCAGGAAUACCGAUCAGGUUGUCCUCGCGGCCCCCCCAGCAUUCCGGAAGUCCUUCAACACCGAGAUCAACAAAGGUAGAUGGCAGACGCCUGCUACCGUGGUUUCACAGUCCGAGGCGGCGAUGGAGCAAGCGUCUGGACCCCCGGCGACCGCCAGAACUCUUCUCGCAGACUUGCGUGAUGAGGUCAACACUCGCUUGGGGGAUUUCCAGGCCCAGAUCCAGACAGCGGUGAACCAAGUCAACGUCCGUGUGCAAGAGGCACACGACCUGGCGUCCACAGCAGCCAUGGAGGCCGAAGCCCUUGCGACCAAGCAGGAUCAUCGUAUUCAACAAGUCGAGAAUGCUGUUCAACAGCUUUCUGUUUCUAUUGUUACCAAGGCGGACCUGACGGGUGCCCUCAGCGCUGCCAUGGAACAGCAAUCCAAGGAGCUUCGAGUUCUGCUGGCCAAGCGGUCACCAGACGCAACACCAACAAAUGAUUCCAAGGUGAUCCACGAGGCUGGUGCCGCUUUUCAAUUAGGCCCGUGGUCUCUCCAGGUCAGCAAUGUCGUCUCGGCCUCCAAACACAUUGAGAACUUUGAGAAUACUUCCGAUUGCUAUGUCUGGUCGGAGACCAAUGCAACAGCAGCAGCACAAUCCAAGAUCCUCAAGGCUUCCAAGAAGUUCAAAGGAUAUCAGAUUCCUUGCUACAAGUUGGUCCAGUACAAGCUUUUCGACAAGCUGAUUCUUUUGCUAUCCCUACCAUUAUUGCCGGACCCAGAACCAACCUAUAAAGGAAUCAGCAGACUUGACUACGUGAUCUGCAACCCAUUGGCCGCUACUGCUUUCCAGGAUAUCCAAGUGGACCCCAACGGGUAUACAGACCAUGCGAUCCUUACAGCAGUUUUCGAUUGGAAUUGUUGUCCUUGCAAGAUCCCAACUUGGACCUUCCCGAGGGAUUUAAAGAAUGAGAAAGACACAUUGGCACAGGUCCGAGCAACCGAUGCCGACGCAACUCUGCAGCAGCUUUUUCUCCAGGCCAUUGAGCAGGAUGAUGUGGAUCAGGCUUUUGCCCUCUUUUGUCAGAGUUUCGAAGAUAAGGUGGUCAGAGCACAUCAGCAGGUUUGCAGUCGUCCUUUGUCUGGAGCCUAUCUAGGCCGGGGUUGUGCUAGGCUAAUCUUGCAAAGCCAGCGACAUGUCACUGUGUGCCAUGACUCUGCCACUGGCGUUGAUGGGAAACAACUUUUGCAAAGAUGCAAGCUCGUUCAGUGGCUCUUGGAACUUCAGUCUUUGCAGCAUCGUGGGUUGAAUAAGGCCAAACAAGUACAACUGUGGCAGAAGAUUUUUCGAGCACCUGGUUUCUCACCAGACUUCCCAACUUGGCUUCUCCAGAAUGAUGUAGUCGACGAGGUCCCCUUCACGACACCGUCGCAGCUGUGGAUUGAUAAGGUUUGUUCUGUCUUAUCGUAUGAGAAGCAGCUCUGGCAGCAGGCGCACCAGAAAAUCAAGCGAGAAAACCUCUCUAGAUGUAUGCAGCAGGACUGGUCCAAGGGUGGUCGGUUGCAUGCAAGCGCCGUCAAACCGACCCCCCUGGGCACCUUGGAUUCUUUGGUCAAAGAAAAGCCGCGAAAUUUUAAGCUGUUACGAUGCAAAAAGGGAGGACCUGUGCAACUACAGAUGCUGGAUGAUGAGCCAACGCCCCCUGGUGCAGCGUUUGUGUUUUCCAACCAAGAUCAGGUCAUCCGAUCAGAGGUUUCCAGGGUUAAGGGUUGUUAUGUUGAGUUGGACGUCCCGGCAACAGCUGGGAUAGCUGGGGCCAAGCUGGUCCAGGAGACAUGGACAACAGAUACCACAUUCAUUGCUGGGCAGGUCCAGACUUUUUGGAAGAAGUUUUGGCAAACCAGCAAACAACCAAACAUGUCUGAUGUUCACCGCAUGGUACAGCAAUUGCCGGAGAUCCCCCAGUUCGAUCCAACAGUGUCGGUGGCGGAGAUUAGGGAUACCAUUCAUCGUUUGGCUGUUGGCAAGGCCAGAGGAAUGGAUGGCUUCUCUAUGGCCGAGCUUAAAGCGAUGGGCGAACAAGAGCAUGAAAUGCUUGCAGCUAUGUUCAACUGUGUUUUGCGCACAGGCCGGUGGCCGCAAGGCCUCACUAGCUCCUUUGUAUCUCUGCUUGCCAAGGUUCAGCAACCGAGGACGCCCAAAGAUGCUCGACCGAUCACAGUGUUGCCGACGCUAUAUAGGCUGUGGGGAAAAGUCAUUAGUCAAAAAAUCUUUCAAGCAAUCCUGCCAAGCCUCUCAUCAGACUUGUACGGGUCUGUACCAGGGAAAUCUGCAAUUGACGCGGCGUGGGAACUCCAAGGCCUUCUCGAAGAGGCAUUGGACCAGGACCAGGAGAGAGUUGGGGUUUCCCUUGAUCUAUCCAAAGCUUACAAUACCAUUCCCCGACAAGUGGUUGAAGCUUUGGCAACAAGAUGUGGUUGGGCCCCAGAGCUCACGCGUGCGUAUUUGGGUUUUCUUGAUAACCUUGAGCGGUAUUUCAAAAUCCAUGAGGGUCUGCAUGCCCCAACAGGUUCCUCCACUGGCGUCCCAGAGGGAUGUCCCAUCGCUGUACCGGUCAUGAUUCUCAUUACAUGGAUGGUAACGUUGGAGGUCACAUCAGAAGAGCCUUCCAAGAGGCUCAUCAGCUACGUUGAUAACUGGACCAUGACGGCAGCUUCAGUGCCCCAGCUCUGCCCUAUGCUCGACAAGAUGCUGCAGGCCACGGAUGCUCUGGCUUUGCUCUUGAAUCCGGAGAAAACCAGGGCCUUUGCCACUACUUCUGCAGCUAGAGCCCAGCUCGCAGAAACACAAUUUGGACAACACAAGUUGUCAGUUGUUCAUACGCACGAUGACCUGGGAGUUGUCUUUUCCUCUACCCACAAGAAGAGCAGCUGUAGCGUGUAUCAACGUCUUGAAAACAAUCAAGCGAAGUUGUCCAAGCUUCGGGUCCUACCAUGGUCGGCAGGUCGUAAAGCCCAAGUUUUGGCAAGAGUCGUGGCGCCAGCUAUCUUGUAUGGUGUUUCCCUGGCAUCCACUUCCCCAUCAUGCUUGGCUACUCUGAGAGGCAAAUUUUCGACAUCUAUCUGGGGGUUACAUCAUCAUAGAGACCACUUUCUGGGGCCUAUCUUUGGACAGGCCAAGAGCUUUGAACCCUUCUUGCUCAUCUUUCAGAUCCGCCUGCGCGACCUGCGAAGAGCCGCGCACAGGGACAGCACGGCCACGACUGCACGAUGGAAUGCCGCACGGACUUCUCGGAAGUCUGGAGGCAUGUUGCAUUACAUGAUGGACAUGAUUGACCAUCUGGGUUGGCAGGUCCUUGAUGAUUGCUCUGUUGUUACUCCGACUGAUCAACACAUUCGCUUGUGCCAUCAUGACACAGAGAGGAUUUUGCAAUGGGUGAAUGAAGCUUGGUUCCGUGUUGCCGCUAGUAAGGUUGUGACAAAGGAUGGCCUUGGAGAUAUCGAAUCAAUUGAUUUGACUUUCUCACAGACAAUCCGUAAGCAGAUCAAGAUCCCUCAGCACAUUACGGCGGCUUUUACAACCAAUGCAGCAGUCCACUCGCGUCAAAAGCGCAAGUUUCUUGAUGAUCAACAAGCUAUGUGCAAAUUUUGCGGUCAAGAGGAUACACAGCGGCACCGUUUGUUUCAGUGUCCUGGCCUAUCGCAAGCUAGACAGGACAUGCCUUUGCAAGAGAUGUCUGAAUAUCCCCAGUUACUUCUCGAGAGAGGAUUGUGUAAGAAACCGCAGGCUUUUGUGGCUUGGGAGCUGUCUGUCCUUGAUAUCCCUCCACCCAAGUGUCAAGAAAUCUUUGAUGAGCAUGUGCACUUGUUCACUGACGGGUCUACGGAUGGUGUAUUGACUGUUCCGUGUUCCUCUUGGGCUGUGGUUCUUCAAGAGCCGCAUUGCUUCAAUAGGGCAGUGGUUGCAUCUGGCCUUGUACCGGGCCGGCAGUCGAACUAUAGAGCAGAACUGUAUGCCACUAUCGUAGCUGUGCAAUCGGCUGCGAGUGCGACCGUCUACAUUGACAACCAGGCCGUUUGUGAUGGAUGCAAUGUUUUGAAGACACGUGGUUGGGUGGAUGUGGUUUGGGACAAGAAGGCUGAGUUCUCACUGUGGAAACAGCUUGCUCUACUGUUACAUGGGCGCAGUCAGCAAUUUUCAUUUAUUCAUGUUCGGUCUCAUAGGGAUGUGAACAAGCAGUCCUCAGACUUCUUUGCUUGGACAGCAGCUGGCAACAAUGCUGCUGAUGAGGAAGCUAAGCGUGCCAAUCGGCUUAGGCCACCCGAGCAGACCCGUCUCUUGAAGCAGGCGCGCCACGAGUGGCGCAAUCAGGUCUUGCAGUAUCACUUUCGGUGGGUCUGUCUCCUUCUCUAG
Symbiodinium necroappetens is the source of this 8568-nucleotide messenger RNA. NCBI's taxonomy places the organism in Eukaryota, Dinophyceae, Suessiales, Symbiodiniaceae. The record is from the annotation of a GenBank genome assembly.